AUGUACUCCCAGCCACGGCUGAGCAAAUCUUCUCAUCUCUCACCUCCGAGGCUGCCAUUGCUUCCAGUUUCGUUCUUCUCUCUUCUCUCGAAAGCCAUGGACAAGGUCUGGGAUCUCAAGGUGCACGUCGAUGGCCGUCACGCGCUUCUUCUCCACCAGAGCGUCAUGUGCGCCUUCUCGGGGAGGCUGAGGGCAAUGGCGACGCGGGAGACGAAGGCCAAGAGCGGAGGAGGAGCAGAGGCGUCAUCAAUGUGCGUCGACCUUGCGGGCUUCCCUGGAGGCGGCGAGGGCUUCGACCUCGUGGCACAGUUCUGCUACAGCAAUGGCCGCCUGCCGCCGCUCCGCCCCUCCGACCUCCCGCUCGUGCACUGCGCCGCCGCGUUCUUGGAGAUGACCGAGGAGGUGCGCGCCGGCAACCUCCUCGCCCAGGCGGAGGCCUUCGUGGACGUCGGGCUCUGCUACUGGAGCUGGGCCGACGUGCUCGCCGCCGUCAAAAGCUGCGAGGCCUUCGCAGCCGACGUCUCCGGCCUUCGAGGGAAGCUCCUCUCAGCUCUGUUCUCGAGGAUCGCCGAAGGCGCAGAGACGUCGAACAGCUCCUCGUCAUCGUCGCCAGACACGGUCGACGGCUCCAGCGGGCGGCCGUCAUCGGCCAAGACGCCGGAGUCGGUGAAGCGGUCAUGCUUGGGCGGCGGCAGGGAGUGGUGGUUCGAUGACGUGGCGUCUCUAUCCCCGCCGACCGUCGAGAAGGCCAUGCAACUGAUCGGCUGCUACGGCGUGGACAACAAGAACCUCACACUGACGCGGUUCCUGCUGCAUUACCUCCCCCGCGCCGCCGCGCUCCGCAAGGCCGAUGACUCUGGAAGCCUCGUCGGACUCGCCGACACGGCCGUGCACGGCGUGGCGCACUCCGGCGGUGGGGCGGUGUUCUCCCGCAGGGGUCUCUUCUGGGUUCUGCCGAUCGUAUCAGCCGUGGGCCUGGGCAAGGAAUGCAGGCGAAAGCUGGAGGUCCUGGUGGGGCAGAUGCUAGACCAGGCCACGCUCGACGACCUCCUCGUCUCCGGCGACGGCAGCGGCGCGUACGACGUCGGCCUGGUCACGAGGCUCGUCAGGGUUUUCGUGAGCUCCGUGGGCGAGGAGGAGGCCGGCUGCUCGUCGGAGAAGAUGAGGAAGGUGGGGAGGCUGAUGGAUAAGUACCUGGCGGAGAUCUCGCCGGACCACGGGCUGAGGGUGUCCAGGUUCCUCGCCGUCGCAGAGAGCCUGCCGGACUCCGCCAGGGACUGCUACGACGGCGUGUACAGGGCAGUGGACAUCUACCUCGAGUCUCAUGCCGAGCUGACCGUCGAGGAGUGCGCGACACUGUGCCGGUGCCUCAACUACAAGAAGCUGACUCUGGAGGCAUGCAAGGACCUGACCAGGAACCGGCGGAUUCCAACGGAUAUCUCAGUACAAGCACUGUCCUUACAACUGCAGCCCAAUGCGCUCCGGCUCCCCUCGUCGUUGCCAAUGUCGAGAUGGGUUGUGGCAGAUGGCGAGAAGAAGGAGGCGCUGAGGCUGAGCCUGCGGCGAAUGCAGGGCCGGCUGGUAGAGCUGCAGUUGACAUGCAAGGAUACGAGAGGGAAGACGAAGGCGUCGUCUGGGAUGGCGGCCAAGGGCAGCAAGUCCUUGGUCGGGAGGGGCUUGCCUUGGAUGUGCUAG
Messenger RNA from Triticum turgidum subsp. durum (durum wheat), 1695 nucleotides. The record is from the annotation of a GenBank genome assembly. Lineage: Eukaryota; Viridiplantae; Streptophyta; Magnoliopsida; Poales; Poaceae.